AUGUGGCUGGUGCUUAUCUUCAUUGCCUGUCUAGUCGGCGCGGGUGGAUCCGUGGGCGCUGAGGGAAAGCUGCCGGUGGAGCAGACCUUUGUGUCCCGCUACACUCCGGUGGCCGAGAGCAAGCGCCAGGAUUUUGACUUACCCGCUGAGGUGGGUCUCGAGAAGCAGCCAAGACCCCCUGCAGGCGAUAAGAAGCCCUGGCGACGAGUGGAGUACGGCUACGAUGGAGUUCCCACGGCUGCUUGGGCUGCUCCUUCGCCGCCGGCUGCCAUCCUGUCCAUUCUGAAUCCCCUGCUGGCGCCUGGACUGCUCCUACUGGGCGUGAACCUGGGGGCCCUGCUCUACAUGCUGCUGGGACUCCUGGGACUUGCUCCUCAUAGAAGCGGCACCAGCAGUCGCGUGGUCAAUCCCCAGGCCUGGCCUGAGGACCUCACCUUCUACCACCGAGACAGACACAAUCCGGGUGAGGGCAAGGAAACGGCUGUAUAUUUUUAGAUAAAGCGCGUAACGCAAGGCUUUCAUUCAACUUAUCAAAACAUAUAUAUAAAAAAGUACAUAAAUAAA
This is a messenger RNA of Drosophila biarmipes, 564 nucleotides long. RefSeq lists its product as uncharacterized. NCBI's taxonomy places the organism in Eukaryota, Metazoa, Arthropoda, Insecta, Diptera, Drosophilidae. The record is from RefSeq and is a predicted model, not a curated record. Bases 1 to 495 code for a protein of 164 amino acids. The transcript has a single exon.